This is a messenger RNA of Ruditapes philippinarum (Manila clam), 4038 nucleotides long. RefSeq names its product coadhesin-like. The record is from RefSeq and is a predicted model, not a curated record. Lineage: Eukaryota; Metazoa; Mollusca; Bivalvia; Venerida; Veneridae. The transcript is spliced from 10 exons. Bases 122 to 1321 code for a protein of 399 amino acids. Gene Ontology annotation, molecular function: protein binding.
UUUUCUUCCUGUUUUAAUUGUCCCUUUAUAAACACGUCACAUGCGCCCGGAGCACCAAAGGCGAUGCAUGUCCUCACAAGCGUUCAAAAUUUAGGAUUACUCGUGUGAAGGAAAAGCCACUAUGAUGCUUUAUAAAGGAUUUCUCCUUUUCCUGCUGGCUGCUCCUGGAGACGUUGCUUCAUUAUCUUGUUAUUCGUGUAACAACGUUGACAAUUUAGACAGUUGUAAAACUAAAACAACAUGCGAGGAAAGACAGUCAUGUUUCACACGUUUAGAAAAUAAAGGACAAUCUGCAUCAUUCACACUUGGGUGUAUACGAAAUGAGUAUUGCAGUAGCAUACCAGUAUACACUAACGUGUCAAAGUUGAGCAAUGGUCAACUGAUACAAGAUUGUGAAGAAUGCUGUGGUGUUGAUAAAUGUAACAAAGACCUAUGCAACUACAAAACACCUCCCCCUUGCAGCGAUAAGACAGAAAACUGUGCAUUCUGGAACAAAGGUUUCGGCAUCUGUGCAGAUAUCCAUCAAGCCAAGUUAGUUUGUCGUAAAUUCUGCAAACUGUGUGAUCUAGUUGACGGUAACUGGGCCGACUGGUCAUCGUGGUCAUCAUGUGACGUCACAUGCGGUCAUGGAAAACACACACGAAUCAGAACGUGUACUAACCCUGCACCUGCAUACAAAGGUCUUGAUUGUAACGGAACUAAGUCAGAAUUUAAAGCGUGUACUCGGCCAUUAUGUCCAGUUCAUGGGGGCUGGGCGGCAUGGUCAAGUUGGGAGUCAUGCCCUGUAACUUGCGAUAUAGGUAUACAGAAGAGACAUCGUUCAUGUACAAAUCCGUCUCCUCUAAGGCAUGGCACCCAUUGCUUCGGGGAUACAAUGGAUGUCAGACUGUGCAAGCAAAACCCAUGUGAUGAAUCAAACUCAACUGUUGCAUUUAACGCCUACUUUGUAACGGACUGCAGUCCAAGAGCUGGCCAGACUAUGAUUUUUUCUAACAUACAUAUGAAUGAAGGAGGAGCAUACAACCCGUCCACUGGUGUCUUUGUUGCCCCUAAAGAUGGAACAUAUACCUUUUACGCACAAAUAUGUAUUUAUAGUAAAACAAGAAUUCACUAUGAUAUAAUGGUAGGAUCAAAGGUUUAUGGGACCGCCUACGGAGUUGAUUACAAUUAUGGUAACUGCUACUCGACACAAGCAAUUGCACAAAUGAAAUCAGGUGACAAAGCCUUUGUGCAAUGGAAAUCAUAUACAUAUACUUCUAAUGUUGUUCCACAAAGUAUAUACUACAGAAAUUCUUUCUCUGGAAAAUAUUCAAAUCCCUAAUUGUUAUACCAAACGAAAUUAUUUCUCAAGAAUUAUAUUUCAUAAAAGAAAGGAAAUGUAAAUCAUCUAUUUUAAAAACUUUAAAAACUUAUUGACUUAUAAACAAAAAAAUAAAACUAUUGAAGAAGUGAAUAUAUCAUUUAAAGAAUAUUUGUUGGCUUAAACUACAUGAAUUAUGUCACACACUUUCACAAUUUAGCGCUUUCAAAUUUAGUUCAAAUAAUAAUUGAUAACAAUUUAUUUCUCCGUUACCUUAAUAUAAAUAGAAAGGAGGUAUAAUUGAGUAUUUAUUUACCAUUUGAUUGUCAAAUAUAUUUCAUUCACAUGUUUGUAUGUCAUACUUACUUGGACGUAGUGCAGAAAACUUUUUCUAUUGUAUUUAAAUUCAAAAUGUUAAUAAUCAUUUUUUUCUUAUUAUAUCCAUGUCUACGUAAUGGAUGCAAGUAUGUAAACGCACGAUUAUUGUACGAAGUUUUAGGGACAUUAGAAAAGUUGCAUUUGAUAUGCAACAAACAUGUUUUUGGUAACAAAUCUAAAUAAUAAUGCACAUUGUAUAUUAUUGGACGAGUCGCCAGUAAUGCAAAACGGAGAUAAAUGUGAUUUUUAUUUGUAUUAAAGUUUUUUAUUGCAUGGAUUAAGAAAGGAAAAUUAUUUGAUAACUAGGCUAUUUAAAGAUCAAUUUCAACAUGACUUAAAAUCAUUUUUAUUUGUGCUUAAAGCUGAUAAUAAUGAGUUGUCAUAUUUCUGACUAGUUACUGCAUUGUGUUUUAAAUGAAACAUAUUCCUUAUUUUUUUUAAAUUAAAUUCAAAUUCACAAUAAAUGAAUAAAUGCUUUUCUUAUUUAAUAGUUGAGACCUAUUAUUUGAAAAUUAUAAUUGGAUUAAAGAUUAAUUGCAAAAUAGCAUAACACCAUUGUUUCGAAUAUAAAAUAUACAUUAUAUAAUCUUAAAUUAAGUGCACACAAAAACAGUUAAGACAAAUCUAUAGCAGAACAAACAAAAAAAUCGAAUAAAGUAAUUUCAAUAAGAUUAGUACUUUUGUCAUAAAAAUUGAUAAAAUAAUAUGAAAAAGUCCACUUUUCUUUUUCUUAUGUUUGUUUAUUAUGUACAUUUAAUUUAUUCUUUACACUAGUGUAUAUAUGUAGAAUUAGUUUAAAGUCUGGUGAGUUCACAUUUUUAUUACUGCAAUGUUAUUUUGUAUGACUUUGUUCUCCAAAUAAUUCAAAACAUGUGUGCAAAGUUAAUUCUAAAACGUCAGAAAUUUGAUAGUUCUAAACAGACAUUGUACGAUUUGCAUUGGUUACCUUUUAAAGCAAGAAUAAAUCAGAAAAUUGUAACAUUUAUGUACAAGUGUUCUGUAGGCAGCGCACCGAUAAACCUGGCUAAACAUUUAAGUCGACAGUUUCCCGAGCGACAGGGUCUCAGAUCAGCUGUUUUUACAAAGUGCCUUUCAUUGAAAGAAAAACAUUCAGUGAAAGAAGUUUUUAAACUAAAUACCAACUUUUUCAGUAACUUAUACUCACUGUUUUAAUUUAUUUAUGUGCUUUAACAAUAUGCCAUAAUCUAGCAGAAUUGUUAUUGUAAAUUUCCAGUAAUUUCUACAUUUUGGUCUAAUAUUUUAAAAUAACUUAUAUGUUUUAUAAAAACUAUUAAAUUUUUAAAUGACUGUGUACGAACUAAUCAUAUUCUUUCAUGUUAUAUUUUUAUUCUUUUUUAUUCUCUGUAAUUUAGCAGUUUUUAUUCAUUCAUGUUAAAACAGUAUCAUAAUGGAAUUUUAGUUUAAAUUGUAUUUUAUGUUAUUGUAAAACGCCGUUGAAUAAUGUUUAAUUGUAAAUAAUAGGCGUUAAACCAAAUAAACCAAUUUCAGUUUCAGUAGUAAAUCAAAUAAACAAGUUUCUGUAAUUUUAUUUAUAAUCUUUUUUUAUAAUUUACAUCUAAUAUCAAUAAACAUGUAUAUCACCUAUAAAUAUAUCCACUUACAAAGAUCACUUUUUGGGUUUAUAUAGUUUGCUUGUUUUAGAUUGAUUUAUAAAUAAAUAUAGUUAUCACAAUGUCAUUUGCAAGAGUAACUUGUUGGCAACAAAACGGUGUUGGUGCGACAUCCGCCUAUCCCAAUUAAUAUAUAUAUUAACUGCGAUAAGUUUCACAAGAAGAAAAUAUUUUAUUCAAUCAUACGUGAACAAGUGAUAAUUAUGUAAAACUAGAAUAAAAACCAGCUUACUUAUGCAUUUGAGAUAAGAAAGAAAUGCCUAAAAUUGUAAUAAUGUUGUUUUUGAUAUUGAGUAUGUAAAAUGUUAUGUAAAAGAAUGCAUCGAAAUUUGUUAAAUUGCUGUAUACGAGAAUACACAUAAUUUCAUACAGUGCAAUUUCAGCAAAUUUGCAUUCUGUAGAGCAAUAUCCUCUUUACACUGGUAUCAAUUAUUCUCAAUAUAUGACUUGAAAAUAAAUUUCAACUAUACAGAGAACAGUCUUAAAAAGGCCAACAAAAUUUUGAUUGCCAAAUAUGGUUUUGUUUCUUAGAAAAUUUUGACGGUGUUGUGGUUGUAUUUUGUCAUGUGUGUUGUCAAACAGUUUAUAAGUUUUGUUUUUGUUUCAAUCUAGUUGACAGUAAAAUAAUUCAAAUAUUCAGCGCUUAUAUUAGAUACUUUGUAUCUAAUUGUAGUAAUAUAUUUUGUUAAUUUAAUAACUUUUUAUGUGGGUUAAUAAAAAUGAUAACAA